Molecule: messenger RNA, 1235 nt
Organism: Lodderomyces margitis
Lineage: Eukaryota; Fungi; Ascomycota; Pichiomycetes; Serinales; Debaryomycetaceae
Product: Hsp70 family protein
Exons: 1
Biological process (GO): cellular response to unfolded protein; protein refolding; vesicle-mediated transport
Cellular component (GO): cytosol; cytoplasm; plasma membrane
Molecular function (GO): ATP-dependent protein folding chaperone; ATP hydrolysis activity; misfolded protein binding
Source: RefSeq, a predicted model, not a curated record
AUGUCUAAAGCUGUUGGUAUUGAUUUAGGAACCACAUACUCCUGUGUGGCUCAUUUUGCAAACGAUAGAGUUGAAAUUAUUGCUAAUGACCAAGGUAACAGAACUACCCCAUCUUUUGUUGCCUUCACUGAUACCGAGAGAUUGAUUGGUGAUGCUGCCAAGAAUCAAGCUGCUAUCAACCCAGCAAACACUGUUUUCGACGCCAAGCGUUUGAUUGGUAGAAAAUUUGACGACUCAGAAGUUCAAAAUGAUCUUAAACAUUUCCCAUUCAAGAUUGUUGAUAAGGGCGGUAAGCCAAACAUCCAAGUUGAAUACAAAGGUGAAACCAAGGUUUUCACCCCAGAAGAAAUCUCAUCCAUGGUUUUGGGUAAGAUGAAGGAAACUGCCGAAGGUUACUUGGGUGGUACUGUUAAAGAUGCUGUUGUUACCGUUCCAGCUUACUUUAACGAUUCCCAAAGACAAGCUACUAAGGAUGCCGGUUUGAUUGCUGGUUUGAAUGUCUUGAGAAUCAUCAACGAACCAACUGCUGCCGCCAUUGCUUACGGUUUAGACAAGAAGGGUUCUAAAGGUGAACACAAUGUCUUGAUCUUUGACUUGGGUGGUGGUACUUUUGAUGUUUCGUUGUUGGCUAUUGAUGAAGGUAUUUUCGAAGUUAAAGCCACUGCCGGUGACACUCACUUGGGUGGUGAAGAUUUCGACAACAGAUUGGUCAACUUUUUCAUCCAAGAAUUCAAGAGAAAGAACAAGAAGGACAUUUCUGGUAACCAAAGAGCAUUGAGAAGAUUGAGAACUGCUUGUGAAAGAGCAAAGAGAACCUUGUCUUCAUCUGCUCAAACCUCAAUUGAAAUUGACUCAUUGUAUGAAGGUGUUGAUUUCUACACUUCAAUUACUAGAGCUAGAUUCGAAGAAUUGUGUGCUGAUUUGUUCAGAUCUACUUUGGACCCAGUUGAAAAGGUUUUGAAGGAUGCCAAGAUUGACAAGUCACAAGUUGAAGAAAUUGUUCUUGUUGGUGGUUCUACCAGAAUUCCAAAGGUUCAAAAAUUGGUUUCCGACUUCUUUAACGGUAAGGAAUUGAACAAGUCUAUCAACCCAGAUGAAGCUGUUGCUUACGGUGCUGCUGUCCAAGCUGCCAUCUUGACUGGUGACACUUCAUCCAAGACCCAAGACAUCUUGUUGUUGGAUGUUGCUCCAUUGUCAUUAGGUAUUGAGACUGCUGGUGGUAUCAUGACCAAAUU